Molecule: messenger RNA, 963 nt
Organism: Umbelopsis ramanniana AG
Lineage: Eukaryota; Fungi; Mucoromycota; Umbelopsidomycetes; Umbelopsidales; Umbelopsidaceae
Exons: 2
Coding region: 1-963 (320 amino acids)
Source: RefSeq, a predicted model, not a curated record
AUGAAAUUGACUGCUGCUUUAGCCCUCUCUAUACUAGCUGAGACCGUAUACGGCGUUGCUGAUCAUUUAUGGUAUCAUACAGAUCUUUCGAAUGUCACUGACUGGUACAACGAAGUGAAUGUCGUUCCUGGUGCCGAGCCAAUAAGCACCUACUUUAUGACCAAUGGAUUUACAGGAGGCUACUUCGGCAUUCAGCACAAUACAGAAGGAAAAACUGGCAAGACUGUUCUCUUUUCCGUUUGGGAUGCUGAUGAUGGUACCAAAACAACCCAACAGUAUUGCGGUAACCUUUCACGCUGCUCUACCUUCGGAGGAGAAGGAACUGGACUGCAUGCAAACUAUGACUUCCAGUGGACUGCUGGGGUGACCUAUGCUGCUCUUGUUCAUGCUAAACCUCUCAACAAUGGAUACACCGAGAUCUCUGGCUAUUUCCAACAUGAGAACAAGAAUUGGUAUCACUUGGCCACCUAUCGCCGUAAAACCGAGUCUCCAUAUCUUACUGGUCUGUACUCAUUUGUGGAGAAUCCCAGUUCCUACCUAAUCAAUGAAACUAGAAGAGCUAACUAUGGAAAUCAAUGGGCCAGAAGCUCUGCAAAUAAGGCACAGGAACUAACAGUUGCCGACCUAACGCACACCUCUUUGGUCGACAGUGAUCGAUAUGGCAGUGGUGCUAAAGGCACAUCAUUCUACUUGUUCAUCAAUGGACCUAAAAACGACAUACCAUCCAAAACUACCAUUACGAGAAAGGCUACUGGCGUUAAACCGGAUUUCGAUAUGAAGGGAAGCAAAGGCAGUAUCAAAUCGACACAAAAAUCUCAAUCGAAGAGAAAGACCACCACCUCAAAGCAUAAGAGCGGGAAUAAUCGAAGUGUUCACAAGAAGUCCAAGACAACCACCACCAAGCACAAGAAUCAGAGUACAAGAAAAUCUACAAGAAAAUCCACUCGCAAAACGAAAGAAUAG